AUGGCACCAUCAAAGAAACCUACUCUGAAAGAGAGGAUUGAGGCGAUGGGAGAGUACAUUGCGCUUCGUGAGGAUUAUCGCGGUCGCCUGCCCGGUUACAUAUCCCGCUUUACUGGAUACAAGCCGCCGGAUGCUGAGCCGCCAUACGAGCCUUUAAGCUUUCCGCCAUUUUCUUGGCUGAAAUGGAUUCCGCUUGAGUUGGAAGUCUGCGCUUUUACCUGGAUUGGCUCAUUCGGAGGUAUUCUUCUGAUUGAAGCAAUCAUGUCGGCAAAUACAGCGUUCUCUGAAGUAUACCAUGCGCCAAUCAUCAUCACCUCAUUCGGCGCCUCGGCGGUGCUGUUGUUUUCCGCUAUCGAAUCACCUCUUGCGCAGCCUCGAAACUUCGUCCUCGGCCAUUUUGUAUCCGCCCUCGUCGGCACAUGCAUUACCAGACUCUUUGUCCUCAAUCCACACUACCACCCGUUUCUCGAUGAGGGUGGUUUCCACGCCAAUGUCUUUGUGAAUGGUGGUUUAUCAAUGGCAACAUCUGCUCUUGCGCAAGUUCUAAUCGGAGCUGUGCAUCCACCUGCCGGCGCAACUGGACUCAAUGCUGCUGUUCAAUCAGAAGUUGUCACCCUCUCUUGGCGUUAUCUGCCGGUUAUACUUGCCUCGUCGCUAAUCAUGCUGGGCUGGGCUCUUAUAAUAAACAAUGUUGGUCGUCGACGUUAUCCUGUUUUCUGGUGGAAGCCAGGGAAAGUGUUUGUUUCAGCAACAAAAGAACAGCAGAUUAUGGAAAACUUGCGUGAAGCCAGGGAAGUGGAGAUGGUGCUUAGAGUAGAGGAAGGAGCCAAUGUGGGUGACGAAGGAGGCAGCGAAAUUAGCAGACAUGAGCCAUGA
Trichoderma atroviride IMI 206040 is the source of this 876-nucleotide messenger RNA. RefSeq lists its product as uncharacterized. NCBI's taxonomy places the organism in Eukaryota, Fungi, Ascomycota, Sordariomycetes, Hypocreales, Hypocreaceae. The record is from RefSeq and is a predicted model, not a curated record.